AUGGCCAACACAGAAAACGCUGCCCAACCACCAAAAGGAAAGAAAGAUAGGGAGAUUAUCAACCCCGGAAGCUUGCUCGAGACGGUCGAAGGAAGCUAUGAAAUAAGUUCCCAAAAAAAUUAUUCUUCGGUCUUCUAGACCCAGAAAAAACCUUCGAAAUUAGGCCGAAAAAAACUUUUCUGUAAAAUUUAUAAAACGGACAAUUUAUACGAGGGCGCAGUGCGCGUUGACCAGUUAUAAAAACAAAAUCCUGUAAUAAUUUUUUUUGCAACUUUGGGCCUGACCUUUAAUGCCAAUAUUUUAGAUAUGUCAACUUUUGGGAUCUGGAGGUUUUGGAGAUGUGUAUUUGGUCAAGAAUGUCAAGACGAACACUGUGGCAGCGAUGAAGACGGAACGACAAGGAGUUGAAGAAGGCCGUCAACGCUUGUCGCUUGAAGUCAUGAUUCUUAUUGGAGUAACUCGACUUCCUGAGCAAAAACGGGCACAUUUUACUCGGUUGAUAACUUAUGGUGGGUUUUAUUGUUUUGUUAUUUUUACGUAUUAUUUAUUCUGUUUUGAAGGUUAAUAUAAUUUAGUGAUGAAACAAAAAAUUUUUAAAUUUAACUAUUUUCAGGUCAGAAUGACAUGUUCAAGUUUUUUGUGAUGUCGUUGGUCGGAAAAACGAUUAGUGACUUUCAACGACAACAGAAGGACAACACUUUUAGCGUGGAUUUGGCUGUCAAAAUUUCGAUUCAGUGUUUGGAGGGCCUAUCGCAACUUCAUGAGCUUGGAUUUAUCCAUCGCGACAUUAAACCGAACAACUUUGCUUUGGGUGUGGGCAAACAAACUGGCAAUGUUAUUAUACUAGAUUUUGGAAUAGCGAGGAGGAUUGUGCACAAAAAGUUGAUUGAUAUACCGAGGUAAGUUUGCGAUUUGAAGUUCAAUACGAUAAAAAUCUAGCCUCCACAAUAUGUGUAUAAUACUGUUUUCUAGAAAACCCCGUGAAGUGGUAAAAUUCAUUGGUACGUUGCGGUAUUCAUCAAGGAAUUCUUUGCGAAUGAGAGAGCAAAGCCGUAAGGACGACCUGGAGUCUUUGUUUUACACGAUUAUGGAGAUCUUCAACAUUCGAUCAAGCUUCUGGUGGCCCGAAAAGGACACAUAUGUCGUUUUGACAUUAAAACAGAAGCUAUUUGACGGAGAAUGUAAGAUGAGAAGACAAUUUUUGUUUGUGUUUAUUAUUUUUUUUUGUAAUUUUAAUAUUUAUAUUUUCAUUUUUAACUUAUAUUAUGUUUUUAGUGACACUGAUGGACAAAUUCCCAUAUGAAAUGACUCGCUUUAUGCAGUAUGUGGACAAAUUGGACUACUAUUCUAACCCGAACUACGCAUAUCUUCGAACUUUGCUCGAAAACAUUCUCAGAGGACAAGGAGUGACAAAAGAAGAUGAAGAAGAACAACAACGCCGGCUUAUAGAACAAACAAUUUUGGAUAUAACACAGGAAACUCAAGACGAAGAUGUUUCAGGGAAUGUUAAGGAGAAGAAAAGCGAUACAAAAAAGAAGUCCAAGGUGGCGAAACCGAAGAAGUCUCCGAUUCCGGUGAACGAAAAAAGCUACUUUAAUUCGUCGAAGUUGGCGGCUACUCAGGAGAACGACUAG
Bursaphelenchus okinawaensis is the source of this 1634-nucleotide messenger RNA. The record is from the annotation of a GenBank genome assembly. NCBI's taxonomy places the organism in Eukaryota, Metazoa, Nematoda, Chromadorea, Rhabditida, Aphelenchoididae.